Lucilia cuprina (Australian sheep blowfly) is the source of this 2826-nucleotide messenger RNA. It is a transcript of the gene ced-6, whose product is annotated as PTB domain-containing adapter protein ced-6. The record is from RefSeq and is a predicted model, not a curated record. NCBI's taxonomy places the organism in Eukaryota, Metazoa, Arthropoda, Insecta, Diptera, Calliphoridae. The transcript has 6 exons. The coding region runs from base 629 to 2158 and encodes 509 amino acids.
UCAAGACUUUAGUCAGUCUCGUUUUGACGGUUUACGGUGGUGAUCAUUCAUAGUUCUGGUUUAGAUUUCAAAAAACACAACGCUGUUUUAUCGAAGACUUGUUUUUCGUUUUAUAUAUUUUUUUCUUUAUUUUUUUCAUUUCAUUUAAUUUUUUUUUUGUUUUUAUACUACUGUGAUUCAUAAAGCACUUUGUGUUGUAAAAAAAAGUGCAAAGACCAUAAAAUUAAAACAAAAAUAAAAAAUAAAACUACAACAAAAUAACUGGUUUUUUAUACAAUUUCAAAAAAAAAAAGAAAAAUACAAAAGUGCAGAAGAGUUUCAACAGCAACUGAAAGAAGAAGAAAAAAAAAAGAAGUGUCUAGAAUAAAUUUUGAAUAGAAAAUAAUUUGUAAAAUUUUAAAUUAAUGAAAACUAACAACAACAGCUACAACAACAUCAUCAUUACGAUCAGUUAACUUGAACCAAAACCAAUUUAAUAAUAAUUACAAUAAAUUACACUGACAGUGAAUAGAGUACGAGAUCGUGCAAGUGUAUCUGUGUGUGUACAAACAAACCAAAAGAGAGUAUAUCUUGGAAAAAAAUCUAAACCAAUUUUGCUGUAUUAAGACAUAACAGACUAUAAAACACCAUGUCACAGCUUAAGUUUUGGAACAAACAGAAUAAUAAUAGUAAAACUGAUAAUAGUGAAAAUACAGAAAAUAAAAAUGGCACCACCACCAAGGAAGAAACCAAGGGCGGUAAACGUAAUUGGUUGCAUACGCCGGAAGCUUUAAUCAAUGGUCAUGUAGUCUAUCUAGUCAAGUUCUCUGGCAGUCUACCAGUGGAUCAGCCCAAGGGUAUUGAAGUUGUUAAGGACACCAUACGUAAACUUCAAUUUGCCCAGCAAAUGAAAAAAGCCGAAACGGGAACUCAAGAAAAAUUCAAAAAAGUUGAAAUAACUAUCAGCGUGGAUGGUGUAGCGGUACAGGAGCCGAGAACACAGAAAAUCUUACAUCAAUUCCCUUUGCAUAAUAUAUCCUAUUGUGCCGAUGAUAAGGGUGUCAAGAAGUAUUUUAGUUUUAUUGCCAAAACUGUUAAGACGAACAGCGAAAAUAUGACCAAUGGUCGUGGCAGCAGUCCGGAUGGCUCCACGCAAUCAUCGUCGGAAGAAACACAUGAAUGUUUUGUAUUCAUUUCCAAUAAGUUGGCUUCAGAUAUUACACUGACUAUUGGUCAAGCCUUUGAAUUGGCAUUUAGAAAAUACAUCAACACCGCAGAAAAAUCCGAAUUAAGCAAAGCUCAACAACAAAUCACAGACUUAGAGAAAAUCAUUACAAUUUAUAAAAAUCGCCUGCGUGAGUUGGCUUUAAAAAUACCCAAAAAUGAAAUGGAUACAUAUUUAUUCCGAGAGGGCAUUAAGGAUAUCGUUGAGGUGCCAGUGUCUACAACACAAAGCAUAACAGCAGGAGAUUCCACCAAUUCGUCUGCUCUAACAAAUGGUACUAAUGGUCUUAGCGAUAACAACAAUGAUAGAGCUUUGUUAAUCGAUACUAACUCCUGUAAUACGUCAUCGAAAAUGUCCACAACAUCGUCAGCAUCAUCAACAUCAUUUUUACCCGCUGUACCACCGCGCAACUCAAUGCCAACACAAUUGUUAACGAAAAACAAUAAUCAGAAAAUGGAUGAAUUACUAUUGAAUUCAGAUUCUGAUAGUGAUUUUGAUCCGCGUGCAGAAGAAUCGAAUACAGAUGGUAAUAGCACUGGUAGUGGUGGUAAAACUAUGACCAAUGAUUUAUUUGGUUUUGAGCCCUCAAAAUCCUUUGGACAACAAUUGUUUUACAAUAAUAAUGAUAAUAAAUUUAUCAAUAACAAUAAUACCAGCAUCAUUAGCAAUAAUUCCAAUAACAGUUUUAGUGAAUUGACUAUAACGCCACCUUUGUUGGCACCACCACCUAAAGUGUCAGCUUCACGCCGUAGCACCUCGGUUACCACACCCACAGCUGCCAUCACUAAUAACAAUCACAACAUCAUUAGCAAUGGCAAUAUGGCCGAUCUAUUUGGCUCCGAUCCUUUUGAUACGGCUGUUACUGUUACAAAUGGCACCAGUAUUUUUCAAAAACAAGUUAGUAAAAUGUCCGUAGAUGAUUUCACUUUGGAAAGUUUGGAUCCCUUAAAGUAAUUGAGAUUUAAGUUGUGUUUGAAAAGAAAAUAUUGUUAUUAUUAUUUAAAAUAAAAUCCUUUUUCCUCUGCCUCCCCCCUCAUCUUCAAUGAAACGAAAUUAUAUUUUAAGAUUUAUUUAAAAAACAAAACCUAAAUGAAUAUGUAAAAAAAUGCUUUAAACGCUACACUUUUAUAAUAAAAACUAUUACUACUAUUAUUUAUAUGAAAAGAAAAAUUAUAACUAAUGUAUAACUAGGAAAAGAUAAUUAACUGAAAAAAAUUAUUAUUGUGAAUUAUGUGAAAAAAAUUGCAUUAUUUUAGGUAAAAACAGUGAGUAAAAGUAAGGAAUUUUAAAAAAUUUUGUAAAUUUUAAAACUUUGAAAUGUUGAAUUAACGUCCAUCCAUCGAAAUCCGAAUGGAAUGCGCGGAAGGUUUAGCAAUUAACUAAAAAUUUCCAAAAAAAAUCGUUCUGAAAUAUUUUGUGAAAAGAUUUUGAAAUAAUUUAGAAAUUUUUUUCCGACCCUUUUAACAGAAUAUAUUAUAAAUUAAUCGAUCCUUAUUUGAUAUUUGAUUUGUCAUAUUACGAGACCAGUUAGUAUCAAAUUAAAGACGUUUUGUUUGUGCGAAUAGAAUAUUUACGGAAUAAUAUCCCGAUAAAAUAUCCGUGAAAAUCUUUUUUUCUUUUUC